AUGUUGGAGAACAGUUCCGAACCUGCGGGACAGGAGUCAGAACACUCUAAACGAAGAAGAUCUAUAGCUCUUCUCACACGGCCUGCUCUUCUGACACUGCCCAAUAUCUCUGGUAAAAGUACACCCGGAUCAGUUUCGAAUUCCUACAGCAACUCGCUGUUUCUCCGAGACCCACUGUUCCUUACCAGAAACGCCGGCAACUCUGUAGUACUCAAGGAAGCAUUGAACCGGACGAGUGGAGUUGUUAGUCGGGAGAAUAGUGCUUCCCCGGAACGAUCUUUGAGUGAAGAAGUUGUGCUUGAGGAUGACAACGACGAUAACAACAACCAGCAACAAUUGCAUAUAAGUCAAGACUACGAUGUUGGUUCGAAUGACAAUAAAGACUUUGCUUCUGGUUUAGAUAAUCCGAAUAUGUUGCUGCAGUUGAGCAAACACUUUCCGGAGAACAUUGAUCCCAUUACAUUGCACGGAGGCGACAUAACCCGAGACCUAUACAAACUAGGCCAAGACAGCAAGCUCAAGCUAAAGAGAUCUGUCAGUUUAUCGUCUAGUGACUUUGAAACAUCAAGAAGAGGGUCUACAGCCAGCUCACUUAAUGUUCCUGGUGGUUUUCGAAGAGAGUUCCUUGUCAACAAGUUCAAUAAACGUAAUAUCCAAACGAAAAAGCCUUCAAUUUUGACUCGGAACUUUGUGGAGUUCUUACUGGUCUACGGCCACUUUGCUGGUGAAGAACUUGAAGAUGAAGACGAUAUAGCUUGUCAUUAUCAACCGUUUGGUGACAAAAUAGAUGAUGAAGAGUCCCCCCUUCUUCUUUCCCAUAAAAUCAAACCUACCUUAGCGGAACUAGCUGAACCAGAAUAUAUAAACCCAGCAGGUACCGCCACGGAUAAUAAAGCCUAUUUCCUAUUGCUUAAGGCUUUCGUGGGGACAGGCGUGUUGUUCUUACCCAAGGCAUUUUCCAAUGGUGGACUUUUGUUUUCAACACUUACAUUAUUCUUUUUUGGUAUCUUAUCCUAUUGGUGCUAUCUUAUAUUGGUAUAUGCCAAGAUUGCUACCAAAGUUUCUAGUUUUGCUGAAAUAGGCUAUAAGUUAUAUGGCAGAUGGCUUCAACAACUUAUAUUAUCAUCUAUCAUUCUUUCCCAAAUUGGGUUCGUGGCUGCUUAUAUUGUUUUCACCGGAGAGAAUUUUAGAGCCUUUGUCAGUAAUGUUUCUUCUUAUAAAGUUGAAGACUUGAAGAUCGAAUGGUUUGUGGUUUUUCAAGUGCUUGUGUUGAUUCCACUCUCAUUGAUAAGGGAUAUAACCAAGCUACUGUUGGCAGCAUUAUUGGCCAAUGUAUUUAUUAUGUUUGGCUUACUAACCAUCAUUUACUAUGUGGGUCUUGACUUGGUUGUCUAUUCUUUGGGUGAUGAUAUCGAAUACCUCUUCAACUCAGAAAAGUUUUCUUUAUUCAUUGGUGUGGCUAUCUUCGCAUUUGAAGGUAUUGGCUUGAUUAUCCCCAUUCAAGAAUCAAUGAUCAAACCAAAUCAUUUCCCAGUUGUUCUUUUCAAAGUUGUGGCUACUAUUUCCCUUAUAUUUAUUUUUAUCGGGUCAUUGGGUUACUUGACUUAUGGUAAUGAUAUCAAGACUGUGAUUAUAUUGAACUUACCUCAAGAUUCCCUAUUAAUCAUUAUGGUUCAAUUGCUUUAUGCCUUUGCCAUUUUGUUAUCGACCCCUAUUCAGUUAUUUCCAGCCAUUAGAUUGACAGAACUGAAAUUGUUCCCGAAACUGAAAUCAGGAAAACAAUCAGGUACAAUUAAAUGGUUAAAGAAUUUGUUCAGGUCUUCGUUCGUGAUAUUCACGGCGUUGGUUGCCAUGUUUGGUGGUCAAAAUUUGGAUAGAUUUGUUUCAUUCGUGGGGUGCUUUGCUUGUAUCCCAUUGGUAUACAUGUACCCUCCAAUAUUACAUUUGAGAAGUUGUUGUAAGAUUGAGAGUGGUAUGAGUGCACAGGAAGUUUCUAAAAGAGAAAAACUUACAUUACUUAAUUAUCUUUUAAUUGCUAUCGGUGCGAUUGCAUUGGUUUAUACUACCUAUGAGAUUCUUGCUGUUUAA
Messenger RNA from Lizanozyma spartinae, 2088 nucleotides. It is a transcript of the gene AVT4, whose product is annotated as Avt4p. NCBI's taxonomy places the organism in Eukaryota, Fungi, Ascomycota, Pichiomycetes, Serinales, Debaryomycetaceae. The record is from RefSeq and is a predicted model, not a curated record. Gene Ontology annotation, biological process: amino acid transmembrane transport. The coding region runs from base 1 to 2088 and encodes 695 amino acids. Gene Ontology annotation, molecular function: amino acid transmembrane transporter activity. The transcript has a single exon.